CUUUUUCAAAGGCGGGUCCAAAUUCAGAAUAUCACCCUACGCGUUGAGGAGAGCGCUCGACAGCGUUCGCCUCGUUAACUCCGCGCAUCCCUGCUCAAAACCUCUCUCUCUCUACAAGCCUGCGGUUGGCAUUCUCGGUCGAAAUUGAAGGCUGCAAUUGCGGAAUGGCGGCGAUUUCGAGCAUUGGGACGGCGUCUUACUGGGGCGAGCGCCGGAGCCGGGUUCCGGAUGCGAAGUUGGCAACGGGGAUCUCGAAGGUAGCGGCUGUUGGCUGGAGUAAUUUUCUUAGGUUUUUGUGGCCUCCUGAGAUUGCAGGUCGUUACGUUGGCCAAAGAAUUGCGAGUGGCUCUAAAAGAAAAGGUUCUGCAGUGCAUCAUCGUUUUUGCAUUCAAAUGUCAUUAGUAGAUGACAGAGUUUUUCAUCAAAAUGCUGCUGAAAAAUCUGCAGUUUUGGCUUAUGACUUGGUUCAAGGAAGCCUUGUUAGGUGGAAUUCUGUAGCUGACAAGUCUGUACCUGAUCCACCAACUGCUGUUUUUAUCCAUGGUAUUCUUGGUGGCAGGAAAAACUGGGGUUCUUUUGCAAGGAGAUUAUCACAAGAAUUUCCUAUGUGGCAGUUUCUUUUAGUUGAUUUGCGUUGCCAUGGUGAUUCAGCAUCACUUAAGAAGCUUGACCCUCAUAGUGUCGCUUCUGCUGCCCGGGAUGUUUUGCAGCUUGUGAGACAACUCAGAAUAACUCCUCGAGUCUUAGUUGGACACAGCUUCGGUGGAAAAGUUGCCUUAAGUAUGGUAGAACAAGCUGCAAAGCCUCUUGCACGUCCUGUGAGGGUUUGGGUCCUUGAUGCUACCCCUGGUAAGGUUCGUCCUGGUGGAGAUGGUGAAGACCAUCCUGGUGAAUUGAUUGCUUUCUUGCAACGACUGCCAAGGAAGGUUUCUUCAAAGCAGGAAGUUGUGUCAGCUAUUGUUCAAGAGGGAUUCUCUAAAGAUGUUGCACAGUGGGUGGUGACAAACCUCCGGCCUAUUGAAAAUUCAAAUUCAAGACCUGUUGCCUUCUCAUGGGUCUUCGAUCUCAAUGGUAUUGCUGACAUGUACAAAUCUUAUGAGACAACAAAUAUUUGGGGAAUUGUUGAAAAUGUUCCUCGUGGCGUCCACAUGAACUUCUUAAAAGCUGAGCGAAGCUUACAUAGAUGGGCGCUUGAAGAUCUACAAAGGAUUCAUGCGGCCGAGGAGUUGGCUUCAGAGGAGGGAGCUGGAGUCCAGAUGCAUGUUCUUGAAGAUGCUGGGCACUGGGUGCAUGCAGACAAUCCUGAUGGUCUUUUCAAAAUCCUAUCCAAAUCCUUCAAGUGUACAGUAGCAGCGAAGAAAGUACUAAAUGGUUUAAGAUCCCAGUAGAAGAGAAGACUCUCUACGGUUACAAGAUCAAUAUCCUAAUCCAGCUUUAGCCAUUGCUGGAGUCAAUUCUUUCAUUCAUUUCAUGUGUAUGACCUUUGCUAUCAUGUAUUGCUUUUAACGGCUAGUUGUAAGAUUUGGAGUCUCU
Dendrobium catenatum is the source of this 1533-nucleotide messenger RNA. RefSeq names its product protein ABHD11. The record is from RefSeq and is a predicted model, not a curated record. Bases 165 to 1388 code for a protein of 407 amino acids. Lineage: Eukaryota; Viridiplantae; Streptophyta; Magnoliopsida; Asparagales; Orchidaceae. The transcript is spliced from 13 exons.